Entelurus aequoreus (snake pipefish) is the source of this 2257-nucleotide messenger RNA. Its product is annotated as insulinoma-associated protein 2. Gene Ontology annotation, molecular function: DNA-binding transcription repressor activity, RNA polymerase II-specific; RNA polymerase II cis-regulatory region sequence-specific DNA binding. The transcript has a single exon. Bases 107 to 1519 code for a protein of 470 amino acids. Gene Ontology annotation, biological process: regulation of cell cycle process; neuron differentiation; negative regulation of transcription by RNA polymerase II. NCBI's taxonomy places the organism in Eukaryota, Metazoa, Chordata, Actinopteri, Syngnathiformes, Syngnathidae. The record is from RefSeq and is a predicted model, not a curated record. Gene Ontology annotation, cellular component: transcription repressor complex; nucleus.
CCCCCUUCCCCUUCAGCCCCCCCACAGAGUCCUGUUUGAAAAUGAGCUCAAAACAGUCGGAGAGCUUCUGUCCGCCUGGUGCCAGAAGUUGAGCAUCACCGCCACCAUGCCGCGAGGAUUCUUAGUGAAGAGGAACCGUAGAGGCUUGGCGUCAUAUCGACUGAGAAAUAACCACCAACCUGAGACGUGCAAGAAGGACGGACACCACCGCGAGGAGGUUGAAGUGACCACGCCGCAGAACGUCUGGGGGACGGAUGUCCUACUCCCGGUGUCCUGCGAGGCUUCCACGGAGGUGUGGAACCUCAACGUGGAGUCCGCUCUGGAGGCGGAGGCGGACCGGCGGCGCGCGCAAUUGCCGUACAACGACAUGGACGUUCUCACGCCCGAGUGUGACUUCUCGUGCUUCUUUCCGCCUCCACCGCUACACGGCUCGCCUUUAACGGAAGCCUGUAGCCAGGUCAAGCCGGUCGGCGCGACACUACCGGACACACAGGGGAGCGAAAUACCGUUUCCUGUUUCCAUGGAGAGGCUUUUUGCUAGUAAAGACUCCGCCAUGGCUACCGGAGAGAGACUGAACAGACACAACAGAACUUCGGCGGGAAACUCGUGUAAGAAACCAAAAACGAACCGGAAGCUUAACUUCGAGGACGAGGUCACGACUUCGCCCGUUUUAGGGCUGCGCAUCAAGAAAGAAAGCCCGGGAGAGAGGAAGCAGCACCGGCACAAGUCCGCCGCUCCGCUCGGAGAGUUCAUCUGCCAGCUGUGUAAGGAGGAGUACACCGACCCGCUCUCCCUCGCGCAGCACCGGUGCUCGCGCAUCGUCCGCGUCGAGUACCGCUGUCCCGAGUGCGACAAAGUCUUCAGUUGUCCGGCCAACUUGGCCUCGCACCGCCGCUGGCAUAAACCGCGUCCGGUGAACCACCCGGCGGGAGAGAGGAGCGCUAAGGAGUUCAAGGUGGACGGGAAAGAGAACGAGCUGCUGUGCGUGGUGGACGGAAACAGCCUGGCGCCGCCGGACUCGUCGCCUCCUUUCAACCCGGGGGAGAGCCCGCCGCCGGGGCUCCUUAUGCUGAACGUCAGCCCGUACGGGCCGUCCCUACCGCCCGCGCCUCCUCCGCCGUUCGUCCAGGCGCUGGCGGAAGAAGAGGCGUACGACUGUCGCUACUGCGGCAAGAAGUUCCGACGGCAAGCUUACCUGAAGAAGCACGUGGCGGCCGCGCACGAGAUGGCCGCUCGAGCUCCCUCGCCGUACCAGGUGUGCGCGUGUCACCUGUGCGGCGCGCGCUUCCCGUCGGCCGACAUCCGGGACAAGCACCGCGUAUGGCACGCCAUGACCGGCGAGCUGCUGGGAGGGGGACUCCAGGCGGAUGUGUAUGGCGGAAGCCGGGAGCAGCAGAUUCUCACCUGCAAAUAUUGCCCGUCCACGUUCCCGAGUUCGCCGGGGCUCACGAGGCACGUCAGCAAGGCUCAUCCCGGGGAGAACCUGCACGUCAUGAUGCACAUGGCGGUGAGGAACUGACAUGCCGCUGCUUACUGUACGUGCCAUAUAAUAUGUUUCUAAUGUUUUGUCCCUCCCCACCAAAACAACUCUCACUGCACUACAAACUACAAUCACCUGUAUUUUAUUUCCUGUUUUGCAGUACGUAUUGUCACUUUUACUAGUAUUUUAAAAUUACUUUUUACUACUCUCUCAAAAAGAAACAGGCAUGGUGUACUGUCCAAGGUGCUGAAAAUGCCUCCCAGCAGAGGAAAAGGGAAAAAUACCGUAACUAAAAAAUAAAAUUAAAAAAAAGGUACAUUAUUACCUGCUAUACUUAACAUUAUUUUGUUGCAUUGGAUAUUUCCUCCAACAACAUACAUUUUAUAUGAAUUAUUAUCUAUUCAUAAGUACUGUGUAUUGUUCUUAAUAAAAGGCACCUUGUUGUAAAUGAUUUGACAUAUUCAGCUGUAAAAUGUAGUUGGUUCUCAACCUGAAAACGGAAUCACUUAACAUUGUUUGCUAUAAAAAUAUAAAACAACAAUAAUAAUUAAUUCCUUGCCGUUAUGCCUUUUAAAUAAAUGUGCCAAUUGACUUCAAGGGUAUUUUCAUACAAUAAGGGAACAUUUCAUGUUAACAUCACAAUUAAGAGUAUUUAAAAAGUAGAAAUAAUGCAUUUUUUUGACGCUCAUGUAUUGGUGAUUCAAAAAAAGACUUGUAUAUUUUGCUAUGUUCCUAAAGUUCAAUGUGAUAUUUAAUCAUUGUCAAUAAAUGUUAAGA